AUGAAUUCCGCUUGUGUUGUCGUUUUGUCUCUUGCUCUUUUCGCCGCCAUAACCGAAGCCUACGUCGGACCUGCCUACCCAGGAAUCGGUUUCGGUGGAGUUUACGGAGGAGCAACCUACGGUACUGGUUGUCCAACUUCCGUUUGCGACACUUGCAAUUGCGUUAAAACCGUCGUCAGACCGGUCGUCGAACAAAUCCCCUACAGCACCAGCAGAAGAGUUCAAAGCCCACGUUUUGCUACCACUGGUGUUUAUGCAGCUCCAGGUUUGUACCCGGCUGGUGCUGCUGCUUUGGAAACCCGCGCUGCUGCUGCAGCCGCCGCUUUGGAAACUCGUACCGGAUUUUUGAACGGAUAUGCCGGCUACGGUGGAAACCUCGUUGUUUAA
Molecule: messenger RNA, 387 nt
Organism: Pediculus humanus corporis (human body louse)
Lineage: Eukaryota; Metazoa; Arthropoda; Insecta; Psocodea; Pediculidae
Exons: 2
Coding region: 1-387 (128 amino acids)
Source: RefSeq, a predicted model, not a curated record